Messenger RNA from Lineus longissimus, 2277 nucleotides. RefSeq lists its product as uncharacterized. The record is from RefSeq and is a predicted model, not a curated record. The transcript is spliced from 3 exons. Lineage: Eukaryota; Metazoa; Nemertea; Pilidiophora; Heteronemertea; Lineidae. The coding region runs from base 348 to 755 and encodes 135 amino acids.
AGGGCAGCUUCCUGACUCAGUCACUGCCACUUGGGAUUGGGAUAUACACUCACUUGCUGCAGAGUUGACAACAAUACUUGCAAAAGUUAAACAACUGAGCAAAAGGGAGAUAUAGCAGUGAGUUUGAUGAGUACAGGCAGAAGAACCAUCUUCAUAGGAUUCUAAAACCCCUUUCAAGGAAAUUUGCUGCAAACUAGAGUUUGUUGCUUUUUUGCUGACUCUUUCGAACUUCAAACCGGAUUGUUUCAAAAACUGACAACUGGAGGAAAAAAACAACUGCGGAUUAAAACCUGAAAACUUUUUUUGCAUUUUCCUCCCACAUUCCGCAAAACUUUUCCACCACCACCAUGGUUUCAGGGAGGUCCUGCUCACCGUCAAUGGACAAACUACACUCGAAUAUAAUAGUGGGCGUUUUAUUAGUUACAAUUUUAAUUGGACUAAGCUCAGCAGACCUGGCAGACUUUUAUCUCAGAGAAUUACGGCAGGCUUCAUCGGAGGAUUCAGAGGCCGGCGUGUGCGACGGUGCCAUACUAAAAGGAGGUCCCUGCGGCCUUGAGCGCGAUAAUUGUUGCGGUCCGCUCCAGUGUGCCCGAUUCAACAUGUUCCGAAGACGGUGGAGUGCAUGCCCCUCUUCGACCAAAAGUAAUAGCCAUUGUCGUUGCAUCUACGUCCGCCCAGUCGCCAAGCGGGUGUUCCCAAACAGCAACUUUGAUCUUGACGAGAACUGGUCAGACAACUCAAGCCCUUACUACUGAUGACGGACAGAAAUAUGGACAAUUUUGAUUGGUUGGUUUUCGGAUGGAACAAGCUUUACAUUGGGAGACACGAGACAGAUAAAUGGACUGAUUCGGGCAGAUAAAGAGAAAAUCUUGUUUGUACAAUCGAUUGGGUCGUAUUCAAAAUGUUCAAUAACUUCAAGGAUUUCAAACAAAUAGAUUCUUGCAUGCUUACUUUGCGUGAUUGGAUCUGUGAAAUAUUUGAAUUUCACUUCGUGCCAAGACAAAUUUAUGUUCAAAUUCGUUGUUGUAUAGGGUAGACAAGUGCACAUUUUGAUGCCGACGGGUAUAACCGAUUCAAAAAUACCCAAUUUGCCUUGAAAUACCCUGCGUGAAAAAUGACUAUGAUCAAUGGGCUAAACUUCUGGAAGGUUUAGCUCUGGUUCUUCAUACACAGUGGUCUUUCACAAGAAAAGAAACUAGUAUCACUAACUAUAGCAUGUCAGUUAAUUUCAAUUAAUAUUAUUUACUUGGGAAUGAUCCAGUCUCUUGAAAAUGAAUCUAACUGAAUCUGAAUGUUUUUAGCACCGAUACAGUCACAGUUACCAAGGUGAUAUCUACAGAACCAGUUGAAGCGAAUAUGUAUCAUUUCAUGGCCCUGAUUAUUCUUCUUUUUCCCUCAAUUUUCCAAAGAUGAACGAACACAGAAUAAGCUAACAUUUAAUUAAUGAAAGUAUUUAGCAUAUCGUAUUAUAUUCAGAAAGAUUGACAUCUGAAUUUUUUAAAGUUUUCUGACUUUUUAAAAUUUUUGCAAACCAACAGAACUCAGGAACUUGAAAAAAAGAUUCACUUGGUUGUGAUAAUGGAACUAGGCGUAGCGAAAACAGCGACAGCGCUAAUGGAUUAUCAGAUAUCAUCUCACUUUCAGCGCCCAUUUGGUAAGAAAAAAGUUGCUAAUAACACAGUGCACCCAAAUUAUAUGAUUUCUUUAUUUUCCGUUUUGUGAAAUAUAAUGUUAUUGCCAUACCCUCGUACCUCUCAUAAUCGGAAAGGACUGCAGCAAAUGAGCGAUAAAAACACACUUGUCUGCAUAUAAAACCUGGAUUUGAUAUUUAUUGCAAGUCCCAGUGACAAUGCUUUAUUGUUCACGGCACCUACGACGACCCCAACAAAUGCGAGAUAUUCUGUCUUUUGACAUUUAUCACCGCAACUAACUGUAACAAAAAUUUUGUUGGUGCUGAGAAAUUAGCAUCCUUGACAGAUACCCAACUAACAUACAUGCAUGUCUCAUUAUUUCUUCAUCUUUUUUUUUCUCGUUGGUGAGAACGGGGCUUGCGGCACAGUCUGUUCCUACCCAAAAAGCCAAAUGAGUUUUUACCAAAAUAAAAAACCCAAUUUGAAGUAAGGGGAUAGUGCCAAAAAGAAGAAGGUUAUUGGAUUUACAAUAGGGAUGGGGUGCUUUAGGCGAAAGAGGUUUAGAAUGAGAAGACGCCCACGUGUUGAGCGUAAUGUCGUGAUGAUCAGUUUGGAUUGGAAGAGUGUUGUAAAAUAACUUAUUGAA